This is a messenger RNA of Amyelois transitella, 2079 nucleotides long. It is a transcript of the gene Pisd, whose product is annotated as phosphatidylserine decarboxylase proenzyme, mitochondrial. The transcript has a single exon. Gene Ontology annotation, molecular function: phosphatidylserine decarboxylase activity. Gene Ontology annotation, cellular component: mitochondrion. Bases 122 to 1261 code for a protein of 379 amino acids. The record is from RefSeq and is a predicted model, not a curated record. Gene Ontology annotation, biological process: phosphatidylethanolamine biosynthetic process. NCBI's taxonomy places the organism in Eukaryota, Metazoa, Arthropoda, Insecta, Lepidoptera, Pyralidae.
UCGAUUUAUUGACUGUGGUUUGUUAAUAGCGGACGUUACGCGAACGCGAAUCAAUUUACGGAAACUCUAAGAAAAAUAAACAAUUUAUUUUUAAAGAUAGCCGAAAGUGCUCGAAUGAGAUAUGUUUCCGCCAUCCUUAAUACGAAGCUGCCUCCCAGUCAUAAAUCCGAUGUUGAAACGGCGUCCUCACUGUCCGUUUCGCCAAACUUCCACUCUUCAUAGCCACCAACACCAAACAAAGACUUCGCAUUCACUUCAGAAGACGAAAUGGAUGAAUUUGAGGACCAUAAUAACUCGCUGGGUGCCCCUUGGCAGCGUUAUGUACGUGGGCUGGUGUUACUUCAGAGCUAGCAUCAAUUACGAAGUUUCGAAAGUUGAAAUACGUUUUUACGAAAUGUUUCCUUUCCGGAUUACAAGUCGACUUUGGGGGCACAUCGCUGCCUGCGAGCUGCCGACUUCGCUGAGGAGUUUCGUUUACGGUACUUACGUGAAAAUGUUUAACGUUAAUUUGAACGAUGCUGCUAUAAGUGAUCUUACUUAUUACAAAAGUUUAUCGGCGUUCUUUACUCGUCCAUUACGCGAUGGUGCUAGGUACAUAUCUCCAGCGCCUUGUGUGUCUCCUUGUGACGGAGUUGUGCUAAAUUGUGGCCCAGCCGAUACUGAUAAAAUAGAACAGGUGAAAGGAGUCACCUACAGCCUUGAGGAGUUCCUGGGUGACAACAAAUGGUCUCAAAAGAAAGGUAAUGAUUAUUACGAAUCCUUACUCAGUGAUAAAAAGAAUAUUCUUCACCAAUGCAUCAUAUACUUAGCACCUGGAGACUAUCACAGGUUCCACACUCCGUGCGACUGGACAGCGACGUUCCGAAGACACUUUGCUGGAAAGCUUUUGUCCGUAAAUCCUUGGAUGGCGAAAUUGAUACCGGGUUUGUUCACAAUGAACGAACGUGCCGUUUACGUUGGUAAAUGGAAACAUGGUUUCUUCAGCAUGACUGCUGUUGGUGCAACAAAUGUGGGAUCAAUAGAAAUUUACGUCGAUCCGGAAUUACAAACGAAUACUAAAGGAAAACGAAACCGAAUUGACGAACGAGAACUAGGACGGGUGGAAUUGAAGAAAGGUGAAUUAUUCGGACAGUUCAAUAUGGGCAGUACUAUUAUUCUGCUGUUUGAAGCUCCGAGAGAUUUCAAAUUUGAGUUUGCGGCGGGGGACCGUGUGCUAGUUGGUCAAGCGUUGACGGCAGCGGCUAAGGAACAUGCGAGAUGACCUGGAUACAAUGAUUUAGUUCAGAUCACCCAGUUUGUCCUUAUUUUUUACAUGGUCUCAGUUUUGCUGUGAGUUCUGUGAGAGGCUCCCAUUAGAUUCGUGUACAUAUUGAGAUGGUAGCCUUAGCCUUAAAUAAAUAAAGUUUUUAUAAAAUAUAAACUCUGAAAACACAUUACAUUUUGAGAAAAUAGUAUAGAAUAGAUUUAUUUUCAAAAUUGGAUACAAGGUAUCACUUAUUGACAACAAAUCUGUUGAGAAUCAAUCUACAUUUACAGUACAUGUGCCAUAUGAAGAAAAACAACUUUACUGCAACUUAGUAACUGUGUGAUCAAAGUAAAAAGCUUAUAAAUUUAAGAUUCUUAUUAAACAAAGAAGCUUGCAUUAAAAUAUAAUUGUAGAAGCAUGAGGAGUAAGUAUGUACGGUGUAAACUACUAAAAGAUUGUUUUAUUAUUCAUCUCAGAAAAAAUAUUUACUGCUAUCAUGGAUAUAAAUUUUUAUACUUGUAUAUUAAGAAAACUUUUUACAUUUGGUGCAAUAAAAAAAAAUUGUCUAUUACGAUACUAAAUAAGUUUUUGUCAACCAGAACCCCUUGGCAUCACCAAUUCUUUUUGUCUGUUAAUUCUUAUAAAUAUCAUUUUCUAAAAAACUUUUCAAACAAUGAAAUAAAAUAAGUACAUAAGUACAACUUUGCAAGCCAGAUAAGUACCUGGAAAUCAAAUAAGAUUUGAAUUGAACAUUGAUGUCAGAUGUUAAACAUCAUAAUACAUACAUACAUAUCACGUCUAGAUCCCUUGCGGGGUAGACAGAGGCAACAGUC